Messenger RNA from Drosophila santomea, 903 nucleotides. RefSeq names its product caspase-3 (gene Damm). Gene Ontology annotation, molecular function: cysteine-type endopeptidase activity; caspase binding. Gene Ontology annotation, biological process: proteolysis. The coding region runs from base 56 to 823 and encodes 255 amino acids. Gene Ontology annotation, cellular component: protein-containing complex. Lineage: Eukaryota; Metazoa; Arthropoda; Insecta; Diptera; Drosophilidae. The record is from RefSeq and is a predicted model, not a curated record. The transcript has 5 exons.
ACAAUACCAGCUUUUGUCUAUUGCUCAGAUAACUUUAGAUCGGCGAACCAGAAACAUGUAUCUUCCCAAAAGAACAGAACAUCAAAAAAUUGACAGGCUUUAUGAUCCCAACGAGGGUAACAGUGCAUCAGGUCAAAGCUUUGAUUUAAAUAAAAAAUUUAAGCCGCCAGUCGUGUAUAUUCUCAAUCAUGAGAAGUUCCGUAAAUCUCCUGAUAGGAACCGAAUUGGUAGCUCAAAAGAUGUCGAAGCGCUUUGCAAAACAUUUAAAAACCUGAAUUGUCGAGUUGAAGUAAUUUCUAACCCAGAGUUGUCGGAUGUUAAAAACAAACUUAAGGAGUGGUCUGAAAAACAAUUCACUCAGGAGGCUGGAUUUGUCCUCUGUAUCUUGAGCCAUGGCUCCCUUAAAGAGACAAUCCUUGCGUGCGACGACAAAAAAUACAACUUGGACGAUGACGUCCUUUUUCCACUCUUCAGAAAUCCAACCUUGUCUGGCAAGCCAAAAAUUUUAAUUGUUCAAGCCUGCAAGGGUAACUUCAGAGCUGACGCGAAAAAAAUGAACAACGAACCCUAUAUUAAGUGUUACAGCACCUCCGAGGGGUAUGUGAGCUAUCGCAGUGAAGCAAAGGGAUCGAUUUUCAUACAAACCUUUUGCGAGGUAAUGGAUCAAUAUGGUCAUAAAAAGGACUUUCAGAAGAUCUUUAAGUAUGUAAAGGCUGAGGUCCAGAGAAGGUCAAUUCAGAGUGGAGCAAAACAAAUACCUUCUGAUGAGUCGCACAAUUUUGAUGCCCCCUUUUACUUUGGAAAUUAUGUGCAAAACGCUUAAUGAAGGAUAAACCUAUUUCUUUAAAAUAAUUCCUAGUUUCUUUUUCUUCAGUAUAAAAUAAAACGACUAAUACGAUUCCA